AUGCGCGCAGCCCCGGUCAGUGUCCUAAAGGUCACCGAGGAGGGCUGUCGUGUCGAUCUGACACGAGCUCCCGCAGGCCCCGCCCUCCGCCUGUCAAUCAAAGCCGUCCCGGCGGCCCGUUGUUAUGACGACACGGUCGUAAAUCCGCCAUCUUCCUGCGGCGCGUUGCGACAUGGAGGGCGCGAUGGCAGUGCGGGUUCCUUAGUGCUGCAUCUUGCCAACACAUUCUCAGCUGCCUUGGGGAGGGCCCGGCCCCAUCCUCGGGGAGCGCAGCCCACUGGAUGGGCUCUGGUGGCCCCUCGCUCCCCUGACGGCAGGCUCAUUGCAGAUGAGGAUGAUGUGCACAGGUGUGGCCGCUGCCAGGUGGAGUUCACUGCCUUGGAGGACUUUGUUCAGCACAAGAUUCAGAAGUCCUGCCAGCGGGCCCCACAUGAGGCCCUGCCUGCCACCCCUACUGCUACUGCCCUGCUGGGCCAGGAGGUGGUGCCAGCAGCAGGCCCGGAGGAGCCCAUCACUGUGGCCCACAUCGUGGUGGAGGCCGCCUCCCUGGCAGCAGACAUCAGCCAUGCGCCGGACCUUGUUGACAGUGGGCACAUCAAAGAGGUCAUUGUGGCUGCUGAGGCCGAGCCUGGAGACGGAGAGGUGCCCGAGGCCCCACCCCGGCGGGGACCGGGGCUGGCUGAGGAGGCCGAGCAGGCCCAGGUGAAGCUGCUGGUGAACAAGGAUGGCCGCUACGUGUGCUCGCUGUGCCACAAGACCUUCAAGACGGGCAGCAUCCUCAAGGCCCACAUGGUCACCCACAGCAGUCGCAAGGACCACCAGUGUGCGCUCUGUGGGGCUUCCUUUCGGACCAAGGGCUCGCUCAUCCGGCACCACCGGCGGCACACGGAUGAGCGCCCAUAUAAGUGCGCCAAGUGUGGGAAGAGCUUCCGGGAGUCGGGCGCGCUGACCCGGCACCUCAAGUCCCUCACGCCGUGCACAGAAAAACUCCGCUUCGGCACGAGCAAGGACGUGAUUGUGGGCAAAGAGGACGCACCUGCGGGGCCGGGCACCUCUGUGGGGACAGUCACGUCUGUGGCCGGAGAGCCUGUGGAGACAUCACCCGUGAUUCACCUGGUGACAGAUGCCAAGGGGACUGUCAUCCAUGAAGUCCAUGUGCAGAUGCAGGAGCUGCCCCUGGGCGUGAGAGCGCUGGCCUCGGAGCCCCCUGUCCCUGCGGAGCGCCCCUGUUCUGUGGAGGGCAGCCGAGAGAACUUGCUGCACCAGGCCAUGCAGAAUUCUGGCAUUGUCCUUGAGCGGGUUGCUGGGGAGGAGGGCACCUUGGAGGCCGCCCCUCCCUCUGGGUCUGGUCCGCAGCCCCUGGGAGAGGGCCCUCCGGAGCUGCCGCUGCUGGAGGCCGAGCGGAUGGAGACGAUGGCCAGAGAGGCUUCGGCUGUGCCCAGGACCCACCCGUGUCCGCAGUGCAGCGAGAGCUUCCCCACGGCUGCCACCCUGGAGGCCCACAAGAGAGGCCACCAAGGGCCGAGGCCGUUCACCUGUGCGCAGUGCGGCAAGGCCUUCCCCAAGGCCUACCUGCUCAAGAAGCACCAGGAGGUGCAUAUGCGCGAGCGCCGCUUCCGCUGCGGGGACUGCGGGAAGCUCUACAAGACCAUCGCGCAUGUGCGUGGCCACCGGCGCGUCCACUCGGACGAGCGGCCCUUCCCCUGCUCCCAGUGCGGCAAGCGCUACAAGACCAAGAACGCCCAGCAGGUGCACUUCCGGACACACCUGGAAGAGAAGCCACACAUUUGCCAGUUCUGCAACCGGGGCUUCCGGGAGAAGGGCUCGCUGGUGCGCCACGUUCGGCACCACACGGGCGAGAAGCCCUUCAAGUGCUACAGGUGUGGCCGUGGCUUUGCAGAGCAUGGCACGCUCAACCGGCACCUGCGCACCAAAGGGGGCUGUCUGUUGGAGGUGGAAGAGCUGCUGGUGUCGGAGGAGCGCUCCGCGGCCGUGCUCACAGAGGACCCCCACGCCCACGCGGUGCUGGUGGAGUUCUCGUCCGUGGUGGCCGACACCCAGGAGUACAUCAUUGAGGCCACUGCAGAUGAUGCGGAGACCAGUGAAGCUGCCGAGAUCAUUGAGGGUGCCCAGACAGAGGUGGACAGCCACAUCAUGAAGGUGGUGCAGCAGAUCGUGCAUCAAGCGAGUGCUGGGCACCAGAUCAUUGUGCAGAAUGUGACCGUGGACCAGGAGGCGGCGCUGGCCCCAGAGGCAGCAGCGGCGGCCGACACCAUCACCAUCGCCACGCCAGAGAGCCUCACAGAGCAGGUGGCCAUGACGCUGGCCUCGGCCAUCGGGGAGGGCACCGUGCUGGCGGCCCGGGCAGGCGCAAAUGGCACCGAACAGGCCACAGUGACCAUGGUGUCAUCCGAGGACAUUGAGAUUCUUGAGCAUGGCGGCGAGCUGGUGAUCGCCUCACCCGAGGGCCAGCUGGAGGUGCAGACUGUCAUCGUGUAGGAGGGGCCGCGUCCCUGCGGACCAGGGGCAGGGGCAGGACCCUUGGGUGCCUGCCCAUACCUGCCUGGCCUACACAGGAGACGGCCUAGAGCUUCAGGCAUCCGGAGGAGAUGGGGCGUGUGAAUACGUAAAGGGUUUUUUUGUUGUUGCUUUUCAAUAAAAUAUGAAAACCUGCA
Molecule: messenger RNA, 2675 nt
Organism: Dipodomys ordii (Ord's kangaroo rat)
Lineage: Eukaryota; Metazoa; Chordata; Mammalia; Rodentia; Heteromyidae
Gene: E4f1
Product: E4F transcription factor 1
Exons: 15
Coding region: 1-2499 (832 amino acids)
Biological process (GO): regulation of transcription by RNA polymerase II
Cellular component (GO): nucleus
Molecular function (GO): DNA-binding transcription factor activity, RNA polymerase II-specific; RNA polymerase II transcription regulatory region sequence-specific DNA binding
Source: RefSeq, a predicted model, not a curated record